Diorhabda sublineata is the source of this 5867-nucleotide messenger RNA. It is a transcript of the gene brat, whose product is annotated as brain tumor protein. Gene Ontology annotation, molecular function: mRNA 3'-UTR binding; protein binding; zinc ion binding. The transcript is spliced from 4 exons. NCBI's taxonomy places the organism in Eukaryota, Metazoa, Arthropoda, Insecta, Coleoptera, Chrysomelidae. Gene Ontology annotation, biological process: negative regulation of translation. The record is from RefSeq and is a predicted model, not a curated record. Bases 506 to 2965 code for a protein of 819 amino acids.
AGUUGAAAAGUGAAUCUUAUUGAGGUAGUUCGCUGUGCGUUUCGCGAGUUCGUUACUAGUUCACCAGCUGAAUUCUACGUCGAUUUAUGCAACUCUAAACAGAAAUAAAGGUAGAUAAAUCGAUUCUACUUUCACUUGGUUUUGUUAAGUUAGAAAAUUGCAUAAUACGAUAACAGCGUUAUAUACAUCAGGAAAUAACUAAGUCUGUUGGAAAAUAUUAAAUCAAAAAACUUCGCUUUUCUUAUUUUUUCCCACGGUAGUGAUUUAAGUGGUGACUGUUUUAGCAGUGUAUGGUUAAGUUCAAUUUCUUUUGAGAUUACAUCCUAUUCUCUAAGGUCCGGAAAUUUUUAAAGGUAUCUUUUAAACUGUGCCUGGGUAUACUAUCAUCACUCCAAAUGGUUUUCGUCUAGGAAUACCAGUCUUAAUAUUCCAUGGUACGUCCUUUCAACGUUAAAAUUAAAUGGAUGAAACAAUAACAAUUGGUGAUAAAAGGGAUGACGGCUAAAUGAAAAUGGCAUCACCGACACCCUCACUAGAAUCGAUUCCACGAGCAAAUUCAAUUGGAUCAUUUGGUGAUCAACACGAUUACCUUUCUCUUUCGCCUUUGGCAGAUUCGCCGUUAUCAAUUAGCGGAUCAUCACCUCCAGUAAGCGACUCAGUAGAUAGAGACAGCGACCCAUCCGAACUACAUUGUCAACAGUGCAGAGAACCAAUCUCUGAUCCUAAAUUGCUGUCCUGUUUCCACACGUUUUGCAACAAUUGUCUGGAGAAGAAUAAACUCAUCUGUCCACGUUGCAAUUCUGAAUCCAUUGAAGGUAUAUUGAGUAGCCUUCUAUUCAACGGUGACAAUAGUAACGAAGUUAAUUUGGCUCCUGUUCGUUGCACAGGUUGUAAACAUAAAAAAUUAGACGCAGUUGCCCGUUGUGUAGAUUGUGUCAAUUAUUUGUGUUCGAAUUGCGUUAUGGCACAUCAAUUUAUGCACUGUUUCGAAGGCCACAGAGUAGUUAAUCUGCAAGAGAUCAAAGAAGAGACAAAGAACGGACUGCUAUCGAAUAGUAUUAUGAGUAACACCGAAAAAAGUAUGAUUUGUCCACGUCACAAAUCCGAAUUGCUUAAAUAUUAUUGUCGUACGUGCGCAGUACCAAUUUGCAAAGAAUGUUUAAAUUUGGAUCAUCCCGUUGGACUUCACGAUUACGAACAUAUAAGUGAAGCAGCACCGAAACAAAUCGAAGCAAUUCAGCACGCUGUAACAGAAGCUAAAAGCAAAGCAACCGAUAUCAGAAAUAGUCUUAAGAAUGCUGAACAUGUUUCCAGCCGCCUCCAAGUACAUUAUCAUAAAGCUCAAAACGAAAUAAAUGACACUUUCCUAUUCUAUAGGUCUAUGCUAGAAGAAAGAAAACAAGAACUGCUUAAGGAAUUAGAGAGCGUUUUCAGCGCAAAACAAAUCUCGUUGGGAGUGGCUACGCAAAAGGGCCAGGAAACGUGUGAGCAGAUAUAUAAAACUUGCGAAUUUGUAGAGAGACUGAAUAAAUGUGCAAACGUUGUUGAAAUACUUAUGUUUAGAAAAUUGUUAGACGCUAAAUUACAAGGUCUCUUAAAUUAUAACAUUGAUCAAACAGUACAGGCCGCAGGCGAAUUAGAAUUUGUGUCAAAUUAUCAAGCCAUCCAAGUGGGCGUAAGAAAUACAUUUGGUUAUGUAAGAUCAAGCGCAGAAUCAUUAGUCGGUCCUAGUAAACAACCACCCAUUGCUAGACCUACAGGCGGCGGAGGAAGCUCUAGUUCAAGCGGAAGCAGCGUGAAUGGUAGUUCCGUAAAUUUAAACGGAGGUAUGCACUGUCAAUAUAACGUCUCCACUUCAAGUCAAUCCACUUCUCCGUUCGAAUCGAACAUAAUCAGUAAACGAUUCAGCAGUGCCAAUAGUUUGGGUCCAUUUUCAACUACAAUCGGAGAUUUGAAUUUAAACGGUAUCAACCCGUACGAAAAAUGGUCGAAUGGAGGCGCAGAUAGUAUUUUCCAAAGCGGAACUACCGAUCCGUAUUCCUUAUCGAGUUCCGCCCACAACGAUUCUAUGUUAGAUCUAACUGCGAAACUGAUGUCGACAGCGAUAUUUCCACCGAAAUCUCAAAUAAAAAGACAAAAAAUGAUAUAUCAUUGUAAAUUUGGAGAAUUCGGAGUUAUGGAAGGACAAUUUACCGAACCAAGUGGAGUGGCAGUCAAUGCCCAAAACGAUAUAAUCGUCGCCGAUACGAACAAUCACAGAAUCCAGAUAUUCGACAAAGAGGGUAGAUUCAAAUUCCAAUUCGGCGAGUGCGGUAAACGCGAUGGUCAAUUAUUGUAUCCAAAUCGCGUGGCGGUAGUACGCACUUCCGGAGAUAUAAUCGUAACUGAACGUUCUCCUACCCACCAAAUUCAAAUUUAUAAUCAGUACGGUCAGUUCGUUAGAAAAUUCGGAGCUAACAUCCUCCAACAUCCUCGAGGUGUAACCGUAGACAAUAAAGGACGUAUUGUUGUCGUCGAGUGUAAAGUAAUGAGAGUAAUUAUAUUCGAUCAAACUGGAUCUGUACUCCAGAAAUUCGGUUGUUCCAAACAUUUGGAAUUCCCCAACGGCGUUGUAGUUAACGAUAAACAAGAAAUUUUCAUAAGUGACAACCGCGCGCAUUGCGUCAAAGUAUUCAGUUACGAAGGAGUCUAUUUGAGACAAAUCGGAGGUGAAGGUAUUACUAAUUAUCCUAUCGGCGUUGGAAUAAACGCGAACGGAGAAAUAUUAAUAGCCGAUAAUCACAACAAUUUCAAUUUGACCAUUUUCACUCAAGACGGACAAUUGGUAUCUGCUCUGGAAAGUAAAGUAAAACAUGCGCAAUGUUUCGACGUUGCUCUAAUGGACGAUGGCUCGGUUGUAUUGGCAAGUAAGGACUACAGGCUCUACAUUUAUCGUUACGUUCAGGUUCCUCCUAUUGGCCUGUAAACAUUUCCUCCGGGCAGGGUCUCCAGCCGCCAUUCCCAACACUUUUUGUUGAUGCAUUUUUGAAUGGAGUGGUCGGAUGCUGGUCUGUUACUCGUAUUAUUUUUUUAAAGUUGUCAAAAUUUUCACGAGAUUUAUCGUCAUAGUUUUGUACUGUAUUUCACAUGUUGAUAUUUUAAUAUUAUAACGUUUGACUACGCGAAGCUGGACAGAGUCGCUACUGUGGUGGCCUGUUGCCAUGUUGUAUGACCAAAUUUAUCAAUUUUUAAAACAGGGAUAUUAUUAUUAUUAUUAUUCAGAUUAGAAAUGUUAACCAAGCAUCGCAUGGUGCCUGGGCCAUUGUUGUAAUUUAAAUUGAGCAGUUUCCGAUGAUAAUGAUCUAUUUUAAUAUGCGUGUAUGAUGUUGUGUAUGUUCUUAGAAAUAGCGCCUUGUUGUUAGCGGGAUGCCGCGUUGUUACGGACCCUAGUCAACCGAGAACUUUCAAUUUCGUAGUGUUUAAUUUUUAUUAUUGUUCUCUCCAAUUUUUCCUAUUUAGUGGAUGUUUGUAUACUAUAAAAUACCACGUGCCGUGCCCACAUUUCCGCCGCUCGGGAAAUUAAAAACCCGUUGUCGGCAUUUGUUUUUAUGUUUACGUAAUUUUAGUUUUGUUAUUCACAUAAAAUUAGUUACUUUUGUGUAUGUGUGGUGCUGCAUGCUACUACAUAUUUCCACCAACUCUUAUUUUUUUACUUAGUUUGUAGUUUUUUUUUGUAGUAAUAUAUUUGUUUGUUGAUGCUGCCGAGUUUAAGAUAUAGGGUGCGAAUUCAGAAUUACAUGGAUUCGCGUCCUUUGGGAACUAUAUCCCCAUAUCAAGACUAUAAUACUUAGCUAGAUUUUUUUCGUUCAAAUGCGUUAGGUAUUGUUACUUUCGAAAAAAAAACCACGAGACAUCAUCCCCUACCUGAUAAUCCUUCCUAGGUCACGUUUUUGUUUUUUUUUCUUGUUUUUAUUUUGCCGACACAUGACAAUAUUUUAUUUAUUUUAUUUAUAUAUUUUAUAUUUAGAGCAAACUUUACGUUUAAGUAAAUUCGAAUAUUGUCUUCAAAUAGUAGGUACAUUCAUUUGAUAGUUUUGAAAAUAGGUUAUUCGAUGUUCAUAUACUCUUUAUUCGAAUUUAUACUUUGCCACCUCAUAUAUUUACUUACUUACUUACUUACUUACUUACUUAAUCCCCUUUAUAUACUUACGGAUGUAAGACUUGAGGUUUGAGUUUCUUUUUUCUUCGGGUCUAAAAUUAUCUCGCGUUUCUUUCGAUUCUCGUUUAUGGUAGCUCUUCGUGUAAUUUCUUCCCUCAAUAAUCAGUAUCUUUGUUCAUUUCGCCCAUCCCUCUACUUCUGAUUAAGCGUUUCUUCGUUCUCUGCAAAUAUGACCAUAUCAUUAAUAUGGCCAUAAUAACUCGCCAUUUUCCAGAACCUUGCUUUAUGCCUCAUCUAAUAUUACUCCUUUGUUGGUUUCAAAUAUUCUUAUUUUGUUCUGACGUAGUUUUUGUUACUGAACUACCUUCUAAUACUUGGAUGAACUAAUUCUAAUUCAAAUUUUUUGGAAAUUUCAUUUAAUAUUCCACAUCGUAAUCAGUAAAGGCGUGUAGAAGUAACACUCUUUUUAUUAUAUGUUUUUUCACUUUCUUAUUAUUUGAGAAUCAUGGAAUCUACAUUCCCUUCUUGGUGUUUUGUCCAUGAACCCACUGCCUCAACUGUUGUUUCUAACCUUGCUUGUGACAAAGUAGAAAUUUGGAAAGAACGAAAUAUAUCAAAACCAAUUUUCAUAACUACCGUAACCUCUUAUUUGCGCACCAAAUAUGUACUAAAAAUAUAUUGUAGAACGAAUCUAUUUAGGUAAUAAUUAUAUUAGACCACUUAUCUAAUUCAAACCAAUUAUUAUGCGAGGAAUUGUAGAAAAAAAAACACAUUGUAAUUAAUCCUUAAGCCAAAUUUACACGAACUAAAUUAUCAGCUAUAUUAUGUUGACAUAAUCCGAUAAGGACCGAAACUACGUUUACUUUGAUGUAGAUUAAUGGUUUCAGUGCUUAGGCUCUUUUCCAAAUAAUGUCAACAUAAUAUACGUGUACUUGAAACAAAACAACUAAUGUGCUUCAAUUCUCUCGCAUUCAAAGACUGUUGGGAUAAGCUAAGUGAAUAUUUUUAAUAUUAAAUAAUGUAGGUGAUUAAAUUAAUACAUGUCAAUUUUUUUAUCGAUGUUGACGUUAAUAAAAUUGUCCUAUUCUCGUGGUUUUAUCUCGAUAGCAAUACCCCAAGUUUUUUUAUAAUGAUUUUUCUUAUUUUUUAUUAAAUUAUAUCAUUGUUGUGUUUUGAGACCGGAGGCGAUUGGUUCGCAAUGUCUUAAGGGCUAAGCGAUCUCAUCCCAGUAACCAGCCCUGAGAGGAGAACCCUGCGGCACCCAGUUACUUCGGACCAUUCGUCUCUCGAUGCCCAUCCGACAAGUGUUGUAUAUGUUGUUUUCAAGUGUCUUCUUUAGAGCCACUAUAUUUUUUCUAUUGUUCGUAGACGUCCUUGGAUGGGCACCUUGAGAAACGGAAGUCUCAGAAUGACCUCGGUGCAACACGGCGCUCAAUUUUAUUAUUAUUAUUAUUACUGCAUUUUUAAAACUCCGUUGUUAUCUUAAUUUAAUGGUAAAAUUUGUUCUUAAAUAAAAUGUACAUUGUUUUGUUUUUCUUUGAUUUUUUGUUGUAAAUGCUUAUUUUGAAUUAAUAAUACCAUUCUUGCAGUUUUCACUUAGUUUUUUUAUUUAUUUUCUUUUCUUUGGUGGAAUGAAAAGAUGAGAAUUAAACAAAUUUUAAUAAAACGGUCAACUUAAAGUUGCUAUUAAAUUCAUUACAAAAAAAUUCUUCGUAAAUUCAACCAAUCU